This is a messenger RNA of Malassezia restricta, 336 nucleotides long. RefSeq names its product prefoldin subunit 2. Gene Ontology annotation, molecular function: protein folding chaperone. Gene Ontology annotation, cellular component: prefoldin complex; cytoplasm. Gene Ontology annotation, biological process: protein folding. The transcript is spliced from 4 exons. Lineage: Eukaryota; Fungi; Basidiomycota; Malasseziomycetes; Malasseziales; Malasseziaceae. The record is from RefSeq and is a predicted model, not a curated record. Bases 1 to 336 code for a protein of 111 amino acids.
AUGUCGGCUCCAGGUGGGAUUGAUGGUGAAAAAACUGCCAAGAUCCAGCAGCGACGCAACGAAUUGCAGACGAUAGUCGAAAAAAUUGGCGAGAUUGAGAGCGACGCGGACGAGCAUCGCCUUGUUGUCAAAACGCUAGCAGAAGUAUACGAGCGUGAACCAGAACGCACAUGCUUCCGUCUCGUUGGUGGUGUACUUGUGGAACGCACGGUCAAAGAUGUGCUCAGCACACUCCAAACGACCAUGGACGGUCUCACCAAGGUACUGCUUGAGCUUGUCAAGCAGUACAAGCUGAAGGAAAAGGAACUAUUGGAUUUUCAGCGUGACAUUGAAUAA